AUGGUGUAUCUUCCACCCCCACAUCUAUCCUCCGCGUCCCAGCCCUCCUAUGCCGAGGCAUACGCCAAGAUCCUCGCCGCCCACCGCCGGUCUCCAAAAACCGCCGCUUCCUCGGUCGUCAUACUCGUAGCGCCGGACGUCGACGCGCUAUGCGCCUCGAAGAUGCUCUCGGACAUACUCAAGCAGGACGACGUCAUGUACCGGAUCAUCCCCGUGGCGGGACACGCAGAGCUGGAGCGCAUACGAGACGAGCUAGCUACAUAUGCGGACCUACACACCCUCCUCAUGUUCAACAUGGGCGCCAUCCUGGACCUCCCAUCGCCAGAAUGGUUCGGAGAUUUCCCGCCAACGCUGACGGUGCACGUAAUCGAUUCGUCAAGACCGCAGAACUUGUCGAGCGUGUUCGGUGCCGGAGAGAACGGCGAUCGCAUUGUCAUCUGGGACGACGGUGGGGUGGAGUCGUUGCAGGAAGAGCGGAAGGCUUGGGAAGUCCUGACAUAUGCGCCCGAGGUCGACUCGGAUGAGGAUUCGGACUUCGACUCGGACGAAGAUGGAACGGACGAGGAAGACGAGGACGAUGACGAAGAUGGUGCUUCGUCUGCGUCGUCUCCGAGGAAAAGGAGAUCGUCAAACGACGGUGGGCGACGAGGGAAGCGACGGAAACUGGACCAACCGAACCGCAUUUCUCGAGAGGAGCGCGAACAGCACGAGCACAGACUCAUCAAGUACUAUCGUUCUGGUACUUGGUAUGGUCAGAGCGCAUCUGGGACGAUGUACAUCCUAGCUACCGUGCUUGAACGCGUCGAUAAUGACCUUCUAUGGCUUGCCAUCCUCGGACUCACAUACCAAUAUGUGACCUCGCGCGUGUCAAGGGACGAGUACGACAAAUACCAGCAGAUCUACAACGACGAAGUCGCACGAUUAAAUCCUGCACCACCCCCGACGCUGGGCGAUGAGCUCAAGGCUCAGAGCCCGGACGACAACGCAGUUUACUCCACUGAAGAGUUCCGCUUCAUAAUGUUCAGGCAUUGGAACCUGUAUGACGCCAUGUACCACUCCAGCUACGUUGCGAGCAAGCUCGGUAUUUGGAAAGAAAGAGGCCGUAAGCGUCUGACCGGACUGCUCGCGAAGAUGGGUUUCUCAAUACCCGAAACACAACAACCAUACCCUCACAUGGCAAAGGACCUCAAAGCCUCCCUUCGCGAGAAGCUAGAUCAACUCGCGCCCGAGUACAGCCUGGUCGAACUCUCAUAUCCCUCCUUCACGCGCUGCUACGGUUACCGCGGACAACCACUGUCGGCGGGCGAUGCCGUCGAGGCGCUCUCUGCACUGCUCGACAUCGCCGGGGGCACGCGCAUCGAAAUCGAAGAGGAAGGCGCACGUAACGGCGGCGACUGGUUUGGGGGCGGCAGGGUAUGGGACGCCGGGAAGGAGGGCCGCCAUCGAGAUGACGACAGGGAGAACGUGCCCCCCGGGGCGCUUGCCAAUAUGGUGAAGACCCAGGUGCAGGGCAUGAAUAAGGGCGAGGGCGAGGGCGAAGAUGUGGAGUGGUGGGUGAAGAACUUUUGGUCCUCGUUUGAUGCCCUGAACGACAUCGAGCGACAGAAGGACGCGAUCAGGCUCUCCAUGGCAUUGCAUCGAGCGAUUAUCCGGCAAGGUUCCUCCAUCAUCGACCGACAAGAGAUCAAGACCAUGCGCGGUCAUCGCGUUGUCCUCAUCACCCAAGGUCCCGACCUGCAGCUCUUCGUUCACCCAGGGGUGCUCAACCGCCUGGCGUUGUGGCUCGUCGAAGCGCUUCGCGACCGUGUCGACCCCACCACCCCAGCGUACUCCCGCAGCAAACGCAAGAGCUUGCCGGUGGUCGUCGCAUGUUUGAACGAGAGGACAAACACGUUCAUCGUCGUCGGUGUGACUGGGGCGGCCGACUUCGACGAUGUCCGGAAGAACGAGUUCGGUCUUGCGUUCCUCGACGCAAAAGAGCGGUGUAAUGCGCGCACGCGGCACGGCACGUUCGACACGAGCGUGCUCGAGAUCAACAGAGAUGAUCUCAAGGUCUUCCUCGAGACGCUGUGCGAGAGUAGGGAACGCUUCUAA
Messenger RNA from Epithele typhae, 2094 nucleotides. Its product is annotated as CDC45-like protein. Gene Ontology annotation, molecular function: DNA replication origin binding; chromatin binding; single-stranded DNA binding. The coding region runs from base 1 to 2094 and encodes 697 amino acids. Gene Ontology annotation, cellular component: DNA replication preinitiation complex. NCBI's taxonomy places the organism in Eukaryota, Fungi, Basidiomycota, Agaricomycetes, Polyporales, Epitheliaceae. The record is from RefSeq and is a predicted model, not a curated record. Gene Ontology annotation, biological process: double-strand break repair via break-induced replication; DNA replication initiation; mitotic DNA replication preinitiation complex assembly. The transcript has 8 exons.